Fusarium keratoplasticum is the source of this 747-nucleotide messenger RNA. RefSeq lists its product as uncharacterized. The transcript has a single exon. NCBI's taxonomy places the organism in Eukaryota, Fungi, Ascomycota, Sordariomycetes, Hypocreales, Nectriaceae. Bases 1 to 747 code for a protein of 248 amino acids. The record is from RefSeq and is a predicted model, not a curated record.
AUGACUGCUGAGAACAACAAUACUGUCUACGUCGUCACCGGCGCCAACAGAGGCAUUGGUCUCGGCCUCGUUAAGACCCUACUCUCCCGCCCCUCCGUCACCGUCAUCGCCAGUGUUCGCAAUGACGAUGCUGCUACAAGCCUCAAAUCGGACACUGACUCUGUCACCAAGGGCGAGAAUACCUCCCUCAUCAUUGUCAAGCUCGAUUUCUCCAAUGCUCUCGCCCCUGAGCAGAUCCGCGAUGCCUUCACCGUUGAUCAUGUCGACAUUUUGAUCAACAACGCUGCCUUUUCCCCGUCCAUGACCCUCGCGGCCGAGACUCCUGCCGACAAUCUUCGAGCCGCUUUCGAGAUAAACACCAUUGGACCUCUCACGGUCUUUCAGGGGCUUUGGCCUCUACUGCAGAAGUCAACGGCUCCCAAGGUGAUCAACGUCACUUCUUCUGUCGGUUGUAUCACUAUCCAGGAAGGUCCUGGCGGUGCCUAUGGUCCUAGCAAGGCUGCACUCAACUGGCUCACUCGCGCUCUGCACAUGCAGAAUCAGGGGCUUGUGGCUGUUGCACUUCAUCCUGGUUGGGUUCAGACGCGUAUGGGAGAGCUGUGUGCCAGGGACUGGGGCUUUCCUGGUUCUCCCCCUGAGACCAUCGAGUGGUCUGUUGAGGGAAUGCUUCAGAUCAUUGAUGAGGCUACUAGAGAGAAGUACUCGGGCAAGUUUGUCACGUACAAGGGCCAGGAACUUCCUUGGUGA